UCCGGGACGUCGCAGGAGUCUCACCCUCUCUCACCCUGUCUCCCACCUCCGUUCCCACCCAACACACCCAUGACACGGCGGCUUUGAUCCCAGGAGGUGAACCCGGGUUCCCCAGGAGUCUCCAGCCCACGUCGGGUCACUUUCCUCCUUUCCUCCACCCCCCUCCCCCUUCCUCCACCAAUCGCAGUGCCGGUUGCCAUGGAGAACUCCUCUGUGGCGUCUGCGUCGUCUGAAGCCGGUAGCACACGCUCACAGGAAAUCGAGGAGCUGGAGCGCUUCAUCGACAGCUAUGUGCUUGAGUACCAAGUACAGGGGCUGCUGGGAGACAAGGCAGAUGGAGACUUGGAUUUGGACAAUGGUGGCAAGGUGCCACAGUGGACCGACGACUGCAAUGACAAGAAAGAUGGCAGCUGGACUUCUUCUCGGGGAAGAGGCUCAUCCAAGCCUGACGAGUGGGAACACAGCAGUAAUGGCAGCACAGGUUCCAGACCCAGUUCAGGCUCCAGACCAGGUUCUGGCUCACGCUCUGGCAGCAGAGGCAGAAACAAUCAGUUCACAGGCCCCUCAAAGAAUGGGAACAGAGAAUGCUCCUUGGACAUCCUGGGCACAGACAUAUGGGCGGCCAACACAAUGGACUCACACGGAGGUGCAGGUUGGGACGUGCAGCCGGAGAAACUGGACUUCAGCCAUUUCCACAGGAAACACAUCAGAGGAACGCCAAAGCACCUGCCACACAUUGACAGAGAGGGGAUGAACAAAAACAAGUUUGAGGAAGACGAUGGCAUCGACAUGAACGACAUAGAGCGGUUCCUACCUCAUCUGCGCUCUGUCUUCCCACCCCUUCCUAAUGAGGCUGAGAUCGCACAAACCAAAAAGCUCUUCCGACGCAAGAGGAAUGACCGACGACCGAUUGAUCAGUUCACCCGAGACCAGUUAACCAUACUUCUGCCCACUGGCCCCGGGGGGGAGCGCCGAGUCUCAGCCAGGAGGCAGCAGCGGCCUCAGGGAGGAGGUGGCGGUGGAGGAGGGAAGAGCCAGCCUCAGCAGAUACAGCAACAGUCACCGCAGCACCAGAGGGAUCACACCCAACAGCAGGCUCCACACCAACAGCAGCAGAAUAUAACAGAACUGGGAGAUAACAGAAACAAUAGUGCCGACUGGCCGCCCCGCCAGUACCAGGGAGGACAUGGGCAGCGCCAAGGAGGUCCCUCGCACUUUGGCUACAGCCAGAACCGGCGUUGGCACCACAAUCAGAAAGGUCAGGGGCACGGACAGACAAACACCACGGGCGACAGAGUCAUAACCCCGAGAACAACCAAAGACAAAGAGACUGAGAAUGUAAAAGCGGGCGACCAGCAGAUCAGACCGCCUCAAGACUGCAGCCGUAAGAGUCCCAAUGAAUCACCCAAAUCCGAGUCAACACCCUUUACAAAUACUUUCCCAGAUCGGCCAGUUUUUAAGGAGUUUCCCAACGCAGCAGGAGGUGGGAAGGCGAGCGAGGGCCAGUCGGAGCAGCCCAAAGUCAGCUUGCUGCAGUCGUCAAAGGAGAGGCUGCGGAGGAGACUAAAGGACAAGGAAGAGGCUCGUGUGGAGGCGUCGGGCUCUGGGUCCCAGAACAUGGACCGGCUGGUGGACCUGCUCAACAGCAUGAGGAGCAACAGCAGCGGCGUUGAGCAGCAGCUGGCCUCCUUCAUGGAGGAGGCGCAGUGCUCGGCCCGGUCCGAGGAAUCCCUGACGCAGGUGGUCCGCACAAUCUACUGCAAGGCUGCGUCGGACAGGAGCUUCGCCGCCACUGCCGCAAAGCUCUGCGACAAGAUGGCGCUGUUUAUGGUGGAGGGGACCAAGUUCAGAUCCCUGCUGCUCAACAUGCUGCAGACGGAUUUCUCCCGUCGUGAGGGGCUCCAGCAGUUGGAUGUCGAGAGGUGGUUGGGUUUCAUCACCUUCUUGUGCGAGGUGUUUGGCACCAUGAGGAGCAGCUCCGGGGAGCCAUUCAGGGUACUGGUGUGUCCCAUCUUCACCUGCCUACGAGAGCUCUUGGAGUCCACAGACAUUAAGGAAGAUGCAGUUCUCUGCUGCUCCAUGGAGCUGCAGAGCACCGGACGUCUACUGGAGGAGCAGCUCCCUGAGAUGAUGACCGAGCUCUUAGCGGCCGUCAGGGACAAGAUGCUCAGUCCAGCUGAGUCUCAGCUGACCCGCUCCCUCCUCAUGGAGGUCAUCGAGCUGCACGCGCACCGCUGGAGCCCCCUGGAGGCCCUCACCACCCAAUACUACAACCGUACCAUCCAAAAGCUCACCACCACUGCCUAGGUGCCAGCUGCCGCGGGAGGAGAGGAGACAUUUUCCACUUGUGCAACAAUCGGCUCUUCUAGUUUUUCCACAAAACAGGAAGUCAACUACAUGCCACAAACUCACCGACAUAAUGCUUGACAUGGUUAUUGAACGCAACUGUACAAUUCGAUCAUUUCACGAAGAAAGGUGAACACUGCCACAAACAUACCAGCCACCGGACAGGUAGAGCUCAGCCACCCAGGCUACACGGCAUGUGGUGUUCAAACAAUGACGAGCCUGUCGUCUGACGCAGAUUUGAGAAAACGCUGGUGAGUAGGUGGCCAGUGGGGGCCUGCUCGGCCACACGGCGCUGGGGAGCUCGUCUGGUUGUGGCUGCUUAGGGUUAAAGGAGAGAACAGACAAGAGAGGGGUCACACGGGGGAGAUGAGAGGGCAGCAGCCUGUCUGUAGGGAAUAGAGAGAUCUGUACCCAAAGAUGAAUGGAGGGAGGGAGGGAGGUGGUCUGCGUAGUCUGUGUCAGCCUCUUCAUUGUGUUCAUUUGCCCCGCCACCCUCUCCUUCCCUCUGUGUCUCUCUCCAUCCCCCACCUCUGUCUCUCCGUCGGCCCCUGGGGUCUCUGUGGCUGAUAAAAGAGAGCAGGAGGCAGGGAGUAGACACGGUGCUGUCUGUCUGGGCCGUCUGCCCCGCCGGGCCAGGGAACCAGGUCAAAGGGUCUCGGUGUGGAGCUCCCCCCAGCUCCGCCAGCUCCUCCCUGCCUUUGUCUCCCCGACUCCCCCCUACUGCACCCCCCGUGCAGGAAGCCUUUUUGUGGGGAUGAGACAGCGGGCCUGCUGGGCUGAGGAUGAGGAUCAGGCUGGGCAGAGUAGGUUGGCAGAUGGCUGCAUGAGCCCUUGUGAGACGACACACUCCGAACACGCCCCCACCUCCCUCUGGCUCCCCCAGCUCCUGCUUCCCGAGCUCGGCCCGGUGUAACCAGCAGAGGCAGCAGAAGUGGGGGGUGCGGGGUCCAGCAUUGGAAAAGAAUUAAAGCAGACACUGCUGUCUGAUAAUUCCUUUGUUUUCGUCCUACAGGGGAAUGUCUCUUCUCCUCCAUUGAGCCGUGCAUGUCCAUGCUUUGUUAUCCACAUCAUUGAUAUUAUUAUAUUAUUUUUUUAAGUCAAGUCAUUUAUUGUUUUUAUUGUUGUCUUUUCAUUUUGAGGUCAUGUUUUUACAAUAUAUUGUACGUAUGAGAUGUAGCGGUAGGCCUUAUUGCACAGGUUUGAUUUGUUUUGCACUGUUUGGAGGCGAUUUGCUUUUAAGGAAAAUUCAAAAUAAGUUAAAGUUUGAAUUUGAGUCAGUGCUAUUGGUAUUAUAUGAAAAAAAUGGGCUGAGCGGUUUUAGGAUGUUUUAAUGGACUAGUGGCCUUGUCAAUUAUCCAUUUUUAUAGGAGUGCUCUUGUUCCAGCGCCUGCUGACGACUAAACAGUUGGGCCUAAUUCACAUUGUUAUAUUGCUCAAGAAAAAGAAUAUUUGAAGAUGAAGAAAAGAUGUUACAUUUAAAAAAAAAAAGAGCAUGGCACACAGAGAAAAAGUGAAAUGUUUCUUUAAACAAGCCAUUCUUUGCAGUGAACAUUUUGCAAGUGUUUGAAAUGGAUUCUUUUGAGGAUCUUUUUGAGGAAAAAGUGACAACUAUUAACCUGUGUAUUUGAAGAUGUCGAAAAAGCAGAACAUCUUGUUAUGUGACCACAUUAGCUUCUCAUAUUUGACUAUUUUCCCAGCUAACGUGUGUAAUAUGAUAUUGACAUGACAAGCCAAUCACGUACCAUUUGUAAAUGGGUUUGAUAUAUAAUCUGCAUACAGUAUAUUUACAAGUAUUUAAUUGACAUUGACUUAGAGGGGAAUCGUGCUACAGAGAUGUUGCACAGAGGAUGAAGUGGCUGGUAGAAGUCAGCCUUCUAAUGCAUUUCUACUUGGAACUAUGGCUACAUCCAUAUUACUACGUUUCUGUUUGAAAACACAUCAACUCUGCUACGGUCACGUCUGACGUCCACACAACUCCAGAGGUUUAGAGCCACUCACAUGAAAAAGGUUGUAGUCUGGAAAUUAUGACGUUGACAGUCACGACACAGCUUUUGCUGAUUCGUCAGGCUCCUGUCACAUGACUCCCUCCAGAAGAAAACAAGCGGCAUCAGCACCCGCCUCGGCUACCAGUGUAGAACGCAACAUAGAUAAUCAAUUACAAGUCCUUCUGACUGUUUUCUUUGCUUAUACCUGUUGUAGUCUGCAUUUGACCAUGAAACAACUGUUUACAUCUGUAGGAGACGAGCUAUUAUUCAAGGAAUUCCUGUUUACACCAGCACAUGCAUAUCCAUUGUAUGUGAGCGGUCAUAUGUGUUUUCAAGCAUGUAAGCAUUGGCCAGGGAUUAAAACUAAUACGGAGCCAAAACGGACGGUGGUCGUUCUAUUUUGAGAAUGCCAUUUUCAAAAGGAAACGCUAUUGUAUGGAUGUAGCCUUGAUCAUUGCUUGGGAGUCGCACACAAACAUUACAUACAUGCUCGUGCUUCGUUUUCCAUUGAAUCUCUGUGGGCAGUUGUAGUUGUUUUUUAUAUUAUUUUCUCUGUCUUGCAUCAAGAAUAAAAAUCCUGUUUGGUAGGAACACAGCCCAGAAGAUUAGUCAGGGUGAUGACGGGUGAUUUAAGCUCACACGUGUUUUUCUGAGGUUCGGGCUAAUUAUCUGUAAAUGUGUGCGUCCACUUAAGAAGUGAUUUGUUUUAAUUGUCCUUUUGUUUUCUUUAUUUUACUUUUAGGUUUCUAUUUAAAUUAUAUUUAGCUCAUUUAUAUAAAUAUAUAUAAUUUUGGGGGGGUUUUCUGAAACAUCUGAAACUCUUGUGAUACCUAGCUUGCUGGCAAGUGUGUAAGUGUGGUAUUACCUUGUUUUAGUUUGUGAAAAGGAGAAAAAAUGUAACAACCCAUCGGCCAGUUACCAUUAUGCAAAUAGUGGCUCGCUGCCACAGCAGAUGGAUGCAGGUGGGGAUUUCCCCCUACCCCCCCACCUUCAUCUGUGGCACUGGAACCUUCCCCCACCCCGCGUGACCUUAGACCCCUCUGCUCGGGUCACAUGACUCUCGACGAUUGAAUGAGAUGCACCUUUAUUUGCAUCUUCUCAUGAAUAUUGAAAAACAAAAUAAGGAAAACCAAGGCUCCAGUCGAUGCACAAACAAGUAGAUGGGCAAUCUAUGGGGUCACCUUGUUUGUUUUGUUUUUCUAAGCAACUGAAAAAUAAACUAACUAAGGAGAUUAGAUGUGACGGAACAA
This is a messenger RNA of Limanda limanda (common dab), 5581 nucleotides long. RefSeq names its product CBP80/20-dependent translation initiation factor (gene ctif). The record is from RefSeq and is a predicted model, not a curated record. Bases 199 to 2307 code for a protein of 702 amino acids. Gene Ontology annotation, molecular function: protein binding; translation activator activity; RNA binding. Gene Ontology annotation, cellular component: cytosol. The transcript has 14 exons. NCBI's taxonomy places the organism in Eukaryota, Metazoa, Chordata, Actinopteri, Pleuronectiformes, Pleuronectidae. Gene Ontology annotation, biological process: regulation of translational initiation.